Molecule: messenger RNA, 285 nt
Organism: Penicillium angulare
Lineage: Eukaryota; Fungi; Ascomycota; Eurotiomycetes; Eurotiales; Aspergillaceae
Product: dynein light chain DYN2
Exons: 7
Coding region: 1-285 (94 amino acids)
Biological process (GO): microtubule-based process; cilium assembly
Cellular component (GO): cytoplasmic dynein complex
Molecular function (GO): dynein intermediate chain binding; dynein light intermediate chain binding
Source: RefSeq, a predicted model, not a curated record
AUGACUGCCGAAAACAAGGAGAAGAUGGAGGCGCAGAUUAAGUCGGUGGACAUGACUGAGGAUAUGCAGCAGGAGGCUAUCAGUUUAGCCAUUGAGGCCAUGGAGAAGUACCACAUUGAGAAGGAUAUUGCGCAGUACAUCAAGAAAGAAUUUGAUUCACGGAAGGGUGCUACCUGGCACUGCGUGGUUGGACGAAACUUUGGCAGCUUUGUUACCCACGAGACCAAACACUUCAUCUACUUCUACCUAGGCCACUGCGCCAUUCUCCUUUUCAAGACCCAGUAG